Molecule: messenger RNA, 1691 nt
Organism: Amphibalanus amphitrite
Lineage: Eukaryota; Metazoa; Arthropoda; Thecostraca; Balanomorpha; Balanidae
Exons: 6
Coding region: 115-855 (246 amino acids)
Source: RefSeq, a predicted model, not a curated record
CAGCAGUCGCUCGGAGCCGUUCCGUCGUCUGGUCGAGUUAAGGAUGCCGGUGUCUCACGCCAGCGUCGGAGCCGUGCUCCUCGUGACCGAUCUCCUGCUGACGAUGAGGAUAUCAUGGACCAGGACGCCGCUUCUGAGCUGCACAGCAGUCGCUCAGGAGCCGCUCCGUCGUCUGGUCGAGUUGAGGAUGCCGGUGUCUCACGCCGGCGUCGGAGCCGUGCUCCUCGUGACCGAUCUCUGCUGACGAUGAGGAUAUCAUGGACCAGGACGCCGCUUCUGAGCUGCACAGCAGUCGCUCAGGAGCCGUUCCGUCGUCUGGUCGAGUUGAGGAUACCGGUGUCUCACGCCAGCGUCGGAGCCGUGCUCCUCGUGACCGACCUCCUGCUGACGAUGAGGAUAUCAUGGACCAGGACGCCGCUUCUGAGCUGCACAGCAGUCGCUCAGGAGCCGUUCCGUCGUCUGGUCGAGUUGAGGAUACCGGUGUCUCACGCCAGCGUCGGAGCCGUGCUCCUCGUGACCGAUCUCCUGCUGACGAUGAGGACAUCAUGGACCAGGACGCCGCUUCUGAGCUGCACAGCAGUCGCUCAGGAGCCGUUCCGUCGUCUGGUCGAGUUGAGGAUGCCGGUGUCUCACGCCAGCGUCGGAGCCGUGCUCCUCGUGACCGAUCUCCUGCUGACGAUGAGGAUAUCAUGGACCAGGACGCCACUUCUGAGCUGCACAGCAGUCGCUCAGGAGCCGUUCCGUCGUCUGGUCGAGUUGAGGAUGCCGGUGUCUCACGCCAGCGUCGGAGCCGUGCUCCUCGUGACCGAUCUCCUGCUGACGAUGAGGAUAUCAUGGACCAGGACAGCUAAGUGACACUGAACUUGAUGUCGUGGCUCGCUUUAUGGGCCACGACAUUCGGGUGCAUCGGUCUUAUUAUAGGCUACCCCGGACAGAUGGAGACAGAGAGCACAAAGCGCGUGGGAAAGAAACGGAAGGACAGCGAUAGCACGGAAGCUCCAGCUCGUAUUUACAGGCCGACCCAGAAGAAGCCGGUUAAGAGAACCGGAUGGACACCGGAAGAAAGGGAAGCCGUUGCCUUCUGGAUGAAGGACAACAUACGCGAUUUAAAAUGUCCGACGAUCUCAGUGUGUCGAGGUUCUGAAAAAAGAGUCCCGUCUUCACCGACGAUCUUGGAAGGAUUUGAAAUUUUGCACCUACAACAUGAUUCAAACUCAUAAGCGACGCCUCCUUCGCAAAUGAUCUGUUACCUUGCUCGACACAUUGCCCGAAAAGACGGUAAAUAACUUUUGAAAAUACCCAUCUCCAAUUUUAGUGUUUUCAAAGUUUUGCGAGGAAUCCGAUGGUGUGGUCAUCGAAAUCUCAAAAACUGUAUUUUGGAGAUAGCACCUAUUUUUAGGAAAAAUUGUCAUGCCAUAAUAUAAGACAAAUAAAUUGAAUAAAUUAAUAAAUUUAAAAUGUUAUUAGUUAAUUUUUGUAACGACACUAAAAUGUGUCGAACAUGAAUUAGUGAUAUAUUUUAGCUGAAAUACUAGAUCCGCGCACACAUGUACAUGAACUAGUACAGUAACCCUCGCCGGCCGAGAAGGUGUUGGGCGGGUGCCGCCUCAUGGGGCUUUUCGCGAUAGCUCAAAACACACCGGGGUAGACAGCUGAUACUUUGCAUACCUAACCUUUGAUUUAAGCUGGUU